UAUCAACUCGACAAGUUGCAAAUACUGGAGUUGAACUAUUGCAAAAACUUAAAGGAGCUUCCCUCAUGUUUAUAUCAACUCGACAAUUUGCGUCGUCUUGAAUUAUUAGAUACUGAAGUGAAAAAUGUGGUAGCACAUUUGGGAAAGUUGAAGAAUCUUCAAGUAAUGAUGAAUUCUAUUCAUGUUGAGAAAAGUAAGGAAAACUAUUUUCAGCAAUUAGGAGAACUCGAUCUUCAUGGAAGUCUAAAAAUUAAUGAUCUGCAUAAUAUUGAGAAUCCCUCCUAUGCAUUAAAAGCAGAUUUGAAGAACAAACCACACCUUGUGGAACUAUGGUUAGAAUGGAAUUUCAUUGGUAGCUCCUCUGUUGAUUCAGAAAAGGCUGAGAAUGUAAUUGAGAAUCUACGUCCUUCAAAAUAUUUGAAGGAGUUGUCAAUAAGAAACUAUAUUGGUAAACAAUUUCCAGAUUGGUUACUUCAUAAUUCAUUACCAAAUCUGGUAUCCUUAGUGUUGGAGGGAUGUGAAUCUUGCCAAAGUUUACCUCCGCUUGGACUUUUUCAAUUUCUUAAGUACUUGAGCAUUGCAAGACUUGAUGGGAUAGUGAGUAUUGAUGCUGAUUUUCAUGGAAACAACUCUUCUUCGUUUAAAUCCCUUGAAAGAUUAUAUUUCUCUGAUAUGAGGCAAUGGGAAAAGUGGGACUGCAAGGCUGUGACAGGUGCUUUUCCAUGUCUACGAGAUUUUUCAAUACAAAACUGUCCCAAGCUGAAAGGGCACCUGCCAAAGUUUGUUGCUUUAGAAUAUCUAAGAGUGGUUCACUGCGAACAACUUGAAGCUUUGAUUGUCAGUAUGGUAGAAUUAAGUCAAAGAGUUGAAGAGUUGUCCAUUUGUUCAACUCUGGAGUCAUUAAGUGAUGAUUUUGUCUCUCUAAAGAUCUUUCCACUAGAUUUCUUCCCAACACUCAGGUUUCUUGAACUCGGUGGAUUUCCUAAUCUACAGAUGAUUUCGCAGAAUCAUGUUCAAAAUCAUUUCGAGGGUCUGACAAUCAAAGAGUGUCCUAAAUUAGAAUCAUUGCCUGCAAACAUGCAUAUGCUGCUUCCAUCUCUCAGAGAGCUACACAUAGAAGAGUGUCCAAGACUUGAGUGGUUAUCUGAAGGAGGUUUUCCAUUAAAUCUAAGAUGGUUAUCUGAAGGAGGUUUUCCAUUAAAUCUAAGAUUCACCAGACUGACUAAUUGCAUUAGACUUGUUGGCUCACUGAAAAGAGCUUUAGGAGACAGUCCUUAUUUGACAACAUUAAAUAUUGGAAAAGUGGAGGCUGAAUGUUUUCCUGAUGAAGGUUUGCUUCCACUCUGUCUUAUUAUACUAAUAAUAUCUGAUUGUCCAAAUCUAAAAAAAUUGAACUACAAGGGUCUCUUAGAACUCUCAUAUCUUAAAUAUCUGAAACUUGUGAAUUGUCCCAACCUCGAAUGCUUACCAGAGGAGGGUCUUCCCAAAUCAAUUUCAUAUUUUGAAAUAAAGAAGUGUCCUUUGCUGGAACAGCGUUGCAACAAAGAAGAAGGCGAAGACUGGGAAAAGAUUUCUCACAUUCCAGGGGUGUUUAUAUGUUAGUGAGGUUGUUUCCUUUGUUUAAUUUUGUUUAAUGUUAGGGAUAGUUUAA
This is a messenger RNA of Vigna radiata var. radiata (mung bean), 1651 nucleotides long. Its product is annotated as putative disease resistance protein At3g14460. The annotation marks the transcript as partial. The record is from RefSeq and is a predicted model, not a curated record. Lineage: Eukaryota; Viridiplantae; Streptophyta; Magnoliopsida; Fabales; Fabaceae. The transcript has a single exon.